Messenger RNA from Oreochromis aureus, 2625 nucleotides. RefSeq names its product B2 bradykinin receptor-like. Bases 406 to 1395 code for a protein of 329 amino acids. NCBI's taxonomy places the organism in Eukaryota, Metazoa, Chordata, Actinopteri, Cichliformes, Cichlidae. The record is from RefSeq and is a predicted model, not a curated record. Gene Ontology annotation, cellular component: membrane. Gene Ontology annotation, molecular function: bradykinin receptor activity. Gene Ontology annotation, biological process: neutrophil chemotaxis; immune response; G protein-coupled receptor signaling pathway. The transcript is spliced from 3 exons.
UAUUUGUAGGAGUUUCUCUUUUACGGGUUAAAAAAAAAAAAACUUUGGGAGGAGAAUAUUUAAAAGAAGCAUGCAAUCCUGAUUUGUUAGAUUUCCUGGACGCAGUUUAACGCUAAAUGUAACGUUGAAAAAAACACAUCUUAAUGUUGAUUAUGGAGCUGAAGUGUUCGUUUAUUCGGAAUAAAAUGAGGAAAUAUUAUCAGCGUGCGUAACUGUGACGGAUGGAUCCCUUUAAGCUGUGAGCGCAGUGACAAAACCUUUGCUCUGUGCUGUAACUCGAGAUCUCCACGGAAUCCUAACCUUGCGUUUUUAGAGGACUUCAUUGACACCUGCACUUUCACUUAUUGGGCGUGCUCAUUUUUGAGUCUCUGCUCUUGUAUCCCUGUCAACCUCAUCCCUGUAAAGAUGUCUGGAAACCUAAACAAUACAAAUUGGACUAAUCUUGAGCCAAAUAGAUUGAUCUUCACUCUGGGUUCAUCCUACAUCCUGGCCAUCAGUGUGCUUGGAAUCAUCUUUAAUGCGUUUGUGCUGAUGGUUUUCUGCUUCCACGAGAAGGCCUGCACAAUAGCUGAGAUCUACUUGAGCAACUUGGCUGGAGCUGACUUUGUUCUGGUGUGCUGUUUGCCCUUCUGGGCUGACUAUGUAGGAAAGGGCUUUAAUUGGGCUUUCAAUGAAAGCCUGUGCAAAGUGGUAACUGCCAUAUUAAAAAUGAAUGCAUUCUGCAGCAUCUACUUCCUUGUUCUGGUUAGCAUAGAUCGUUAUGUGGCACUGGUGCACCCGCUUUCCCAUGAGAGGAUACGCCGGCCAUUUUAUGCCAAACUAGCAUGUGCAGUUGUGUGGUUUCUUGGCUUGGUCUUUGCUCUCCCUGCAUUCAUCUACAGGAAAUUACUUGAUUUUAAAUGUACCCUUGACUUUGAUAAAGAUCAACUUCUAGUGUACGAGUUGACUACCAUAAUCUUCAGCUUCAUAAUCCCUUUUUUCAUUAUUUUCCUCUGCACUCUUAAGAUUAUUCAAGCCCUGAGAAACAGGCCAAAUGGACAUGGAACAGAGCAGAAGGCCACCACUCUCAUCCUGGUAGUUCUCCUGGCAUUCCUGAUCUGCUGGGGGCCAUUUCAGCUGAGCAGGAUACUAGAUCUAUUUGAAAGACUUCAGAUUCUCAAACAUGUUGGGAUUUUGGGGGAUCACAAAAUAUUAGUCUGCAAACAAAUUACUGUAUACUUAGCCUUCUUCAACAGUGUCCUUAACCCCAUUCUCUACGUCACCAUUGGGAAGAACUUCCAGAAAAAAGCAAAGGAACUCUUCAUAUCUAGGAAAUAUAAGAAAACAAGAAGAUCAAGCAUACGCUUCUCACGCACACGCUUCACAAGUGUUAAAUCGGACAUUGGCUCAAGCUAAAUAACAGGAGUUAUUUUGAGUUUUGAUGUGUGCAGUGAUUGAUGAUUUUAUUUAAUGACAAUUAUUUACCCAGGCAUAAGAAAAAAUGUGAAGCAUUUAUGUAAUGUGAAUAUAUGGGGUCUAAUUGUCUAUGAAACUGCUUCUACAAAAAGUGAUAUACAGACAUAACAUAUUUAUUACCUAAAUGUGAUAUAUAUUUCUGUUUUCUAAUGAUUUUUGGUCCCAUGCAAUAUGAAUAACCUUUACACUGGUGGAUGCUCAUAUUAAAUAAGACCAAAAACAUAAUAUAACAAUACAAAAUCAUAUGAAGGACUUGAACAAGGCCCAGUAUAAGAGCAGAGAGAUGGUAGUGAACUGGUUUUGAGUAAGGCAAAAGUUACACAUGUUAAUGCAGUUUUUCUUGCAGGUACCACAUUAAGUUUUUCUUAUUUUCUGUCAUGUAUUUAUAUUCUUACAGUGGUGGAUGCGCAUGUUAAACUUAAUAUUAUCAGUUAUCACAGAUUACAGUUUAUAUUAAACAUGAUUCAUAUCUUGAAGUCAGAAUAUAUGCAAGUCUUUUCUUAUGUUUAUCAAUUUUUUCAAAUUUCAGUUCAGGAUUAUUAUGUCUAUCUAUCUCUCUAUCUAUCUCUCUAUCUCUCUAUCUAUAUAUAUAUAUAUAUAUAUAUAUAUCUCUAAAUAUAUAUAUAUAUGACUGCACCAUCUAAAUAAAGCAAGCAGCCAGGUUCUGGGGAGUUUUUCUUUUUUUUCUUUUUUGGCAAAACUCAUGCAAUGAGUUUGCUCUCUUCAAUUGGGUCUGAGGGGCAAGUCAAAGUUGUGUGAUUCCAGCUCAAACAUUGAAGGAUGGUGACCUUUAGAACCGAGGAAAGCCUCUGUUAUCACACAGUACAUACUUACACUACAGCAUAAUUCCUGCCCUGCUUGGCCUUGCCCUGCAGUGCUGCCAGGCAACUGCUGUUAGGUUGUGGUUUGUUGGCCUUGCUUGAAUUGUUUGUGUGAAUCUUUCUACCGGUGCUUUAUCACUGUUUUUAUUUUUCUUUAUUCCUUCUCCUUUUCUGAGCCUGGAGGGAACUAAAUUAAACACACUCAUACAGCAAAUCCUCACUACACAUCACACGUCUUAUUGUCUUAACCAUCUUGUCUUGUUUCUGAAUGUCUUGUAUGUACCUGUCCUAAUAUGUCUUGUUCUUUUAUUAUUCUUGUAUUGAAAAUAAAGCUUUAAAAAAGUCUGAA